GCCUGGGAGUGGCAGAGAGGAGGAGAGGAAGCGGGUAGGCAAAAAAAGGAGGCUGAGAAGCGACAAACGAAUCAGUGACUUCCUGAAUUUUUCCAGCGACAAGAAUCCUGCAGCCUACAGCAACAGCAUGGCCGAGGGCUCUGUGUCUGCAGCAGAGGUGGAGACAUCCUUUCAGAAAUUUGCCAUUCAUGGAGACUCCAAAGCGACAGGGAAGGAGAUGAACGGCAAGAACUUUGCAAAGCUCUGCAAGGACUGUAAUGUCAUCGACGGCAAGAACGUCACCACCACAGAUGUUGACAUAGUCUUCAGCAAAGUCAAGUCCAAAUCCGCUCGUGUGAUCACAUUUGAGCAAUUCAACUUGGCCCUGACCGAGCUGGCCCCCAAGCGGUUUAAAGGCAAUAGCAAAGAGGAGGCGCUGCAGCUAAUUUAUGGUCUCAUUGUUGGCAAGGAGCCUGCCAAUGCUGGAAUCACUAGAGCAGCAAAGGUAGCGGCUGUGGACAGAUUGACCGACACGACCAAGUACACAGGAACACACAAGGAGCGAUUUGAUGAUUCGGGAAAAGGGAAAGGAAAAAUUGGACGUGAGGACAUCCCAGACACUAGCGGCUACGUCGCAGCAUACAAGGGCAGCGGUACUUAUGAAGAAAAGGUGAAGGAAUCAUAAUCCUGAAGACACGACAGUAUAAUAUCACAUCCAUCUAAUUAUAGUCUUUAUGUACAGUAUUUUCCACACUGUAAGUCGCUCUGACUAUAAGCCAAAUUAAUUAAAACGACUCAAAAUCGCACAUGUCUCCAUGGCAGAAGCGUAUUAGAAAGUAUUCUGUAACAAAAAAUGUGUGUGCCUAAAUGCAUAAAAACGCUACUCAAUGAAUUAUUGUGGCCUGAGCUGUUGCCAAAACACAACCACCACAGCAAUUUAACUAAAAGCAGCCCUUGUUAAAUUAUACCAUAUACCUGUAUAUAUAUGUAUAGUUGCAAAGUCAUGCAAACUUUAAAAACAGUAUGACUUAAAGUCUGGAAAAUAUGGUAUUUGAAAAUGAAACAUACAUCUAAUCUUAUUGGUGAGCAGGGAAAAUGCACUUAACUGUGCCUUAUUAUACAAGUAUUUUAUUGCAUGAUGCUCUUACUGUGCAAUUUCUUUUUCUUGGAUGAUCUUCAUAAAGGUCUCAGAACUUAGCUCAACAUAUAUGUGCCGAUAUAGGUCUACUCCUCCCUACCUCACACUAUAGCCUGAGAUGAUGAGCAUUGCCUCAGUUUUGUGUGGGCACUGGAGUCCAAUGACAUACCACAGAGUAUAUUUUCGCUGUCACACUUAAGGCAUGCACAGUUGCACAGUUGCACUGUUACACAGUUGCACAGUUGCACAGUUGCACAGUUGCACUGUUGCACUGUUGCACUGUUGCACUGUUGCACUGCACUCUGCAGUAGUGGUAUUACCAUAUUGCUUACUUUUAAAAUGGAUGUUGAGCAUGUAGUAUUUGACCUAAUAAAUACUCCUUUCUUGAAUGAGAAAUUAACCAAAUUUGGCACUACUAUAAUGUUGUAACUACAUUUCAAUAAAGUAAUAAUUACCUUUACAAUGUUCAAACUGGCCAUGUGAAUAACUUGUUUUAUGUAACAAAAACACAUAUUUAACUCUGGAUUUUUACAUGUUUACAUGUGUAACUAUGGCAGUCCAUUAAGAUUAAAGGAAAAUGCGUCAUAUUGAAAUUUCAUUUUUUUUUUUCCUGUGCUUCUAUCAUUUUGGUUCCUGUUUGACAGUUACUAUAGAAAAAUUCCUGUUUUGUUCUACAUUUUAUUCUGUUGCCUUUACCUUCCUUUUUGGGCUCAUCUGACACAAAUUUUACUCAUGCAAUUCGUGCAUAUAUGUUGUUACAUUGUUACAGACACGCCUGACUUUAAUUUCUAAAGUGACUUCAAGCAUAACUUAACCGAUUAGCAGCAGGCAUUAAUGGAACGACUCGAUGAUUCAAACAACUCCAAAACUCUACACUACAACAUCAUCAUGGAGCAGUGCAGAAUCUGUAUUUAUCUUUUUCUAUACUGUGUAUGGGACAGUCCAGGGUGUACUGGGAUAGGCUCCAACAUGGCCGAAUUACACUCCAAAUUAACAGGGAACAGCAUACUAACAUAAAACUGGGAAGUCCAUCAAUUUUUUAAGGUCCUCAGCACACAUCACAAGGCAGACAAAACCUCAUCCUUGCAUUCUGUUGUGUCACAUUCUGUUAUGUGAACCAGCCAAAAUGUCCCCAAUA
This is a messenger RNA of Doryrhamphus excisus (bluestripe pipefish), 2255 nucleotides long. RefSeq names its product tubulin polymerization-promoting protein family member 2 (gene tppp2). The record is from RefSeq and is a predicted model, not a curated record. Gene Ontology annotation, biological process: microtubule bundle formation; positive regulation of protein polymerization; microtubule polymerization. Gene Ontology annotation, cellular component: microtubule. Lineage: Eukaryota; Metazoa; Chordata; Actinopteri; Syngnathiformes; Syngnathidae. Gene Ontology annotation, molecular function: tubulin binding.